GAGAUAGCAGCCUGUGCCGGUGCCGAGUUGCCCGCCGUUUCUCCGUCGCCGGGCAGGGCCGGGAGCUGCGGCUCCUGGCAGGCCAAGCGGGUGUCGCCCGGCGCGGGCUCUUGUCAGGGCCUCUCGGGUCAAAGACCCCUCCGCCCCGGGCGGGGACACGGCCUCUGGGCCGGACAGGAACCAUGUGAGCAGCACUCUUGCUGCCCAUAAGGAGAGCGGAGAGGAAACCACCCACGCCUGCUGCCGACGGGGAACGAGCUGUGGGAACCGGAAAGAAUCGCCAGGAAUGCCCUGUUAUCCUCUGGGCCGGUUGUCCGCAGGGCCUUGGGGCUGGGUGUUGGGCUGGCAGCUCACGGAGAGUCACCAAGCCGUCAUUGCACGUAAUAAAUGUGUGCUGGUCGCAGGGAGGAGGUGAUGGACAGACACACGGCUCCGGCCAGGCCGCAGUGCUGCGGAUCCCGCACCCUGUGGAUCAGAUGUCGUGAACUGUUUCUGGCCUGAGCUGGUUUUUCAGUGCUUCAGGAAGCAUGGAGCACCAAGCGUCCAUCAUGUCUGACUGGGUGCUCCUUGGGCUGAUUGCUGCACUGGUCAUGCUGCUGCUGCUGACUGUCUUUGGUUUCGUUGUCUACUCGGGGCUCUUCACGGAGGUGGUUGUGAGUGCUGGCUCCCCACCUGUCGGCAGCAUCACACUGGCCUACAAGUUCAGGGUAGGCCCCUAUGGUGAAUCGGGGCAGCUCUUCACGGAUGGCUGCAGCAUCUCUUCAAAGCUCUGUUCCAUUGGCAUCUACUAUGACAACCCUCACACGGUGUCUCCAGAGAAGUGCCGCUUUGCCAUAGGCCGAAUUCUGAGCGAGGGAGAUGCAAAGCCAUCGGAGGAGCAGAUCAAACGGUUCCAGAAGUAUGGCUUCAAGAUCUUCUCCUUCCCUGCUCCCAGCCAUGUGGUCAUGGCAACCUUCCCAUUUACUACACCACUGUCCAUCCAUCUAGCAGUCAACCGUGUCCACCCAGCCCUUGACACCUACAUCAAGGAGAGAAAGCUGUGUGCCCACCCCCGGAUCGAGAUCUAUAAGGAGGACCGCAUCUACUUUGUGUGUCCCCUUGCCCGCCAAGGGGACUUCUACGUGCCUGAAAUGAAAGAACUGGAGAGGAAGAGCAGGGCUACGGAGGCAGAGGAUGCCCAGACAGAUAUCACAGGGGCCGACACCAUGAGUGAGACAAGCUCCAUCAGCAUAGAGGCCACGACUGACAGUAGAGACACCUCGGUGGCCACCUCUGUCCUGCUGCCCUUCCCAGCCAGCCGUGGCCGGGAGGAAAUGGACAACCGAAGCGAGCACAGCUACAGUGAGUCAGGAGCCAGUGGCUCCUCCUUCGAGGAGCUGGACCUGGAGGUCACUGGGGACGCAGAGGGAGCCUCAGCCCUACUGCCUAGCGUGGGCUACGUGGGCAACCAGGAGGUCACAGACAAGUGGACCAAGGAGCCCAUCGCUGCUGAGAGAGGAGAGGAGUGAAGUGGAGACCUGUCUGCCUCACCUCCUGAUGGGCUCUGAGUUGCUGGGAACUGAUGUGCUCUCCCACCUCCUUACUCUCCAGCCAAGAGAUUUCAGUCACUGAUUCCCCAUGGCACCCUCUCUCCCCCUUUGCAGAGAGGAUGUUUGACUGUUUCAGAGGCCCCGGGAGGUGAGGGGUGUCCUGCAGUGCUCAGUGGUGCAGGGUAGGUGUAGGCUAGGGGGGAAGCAAAAUGCAUUUGCCGUUUGUGUGUCUUUAGAUGCAUCGCAAAUUCCUCGCAGGUGUUUUGGGAGGGUGGUGGUGGGUCACAGAGGUGUUCCACUUCAUCUCCAUCUCUGCUGGUGCCCCCAUCACCCACAGCUUCUCUGCUGCACCAAAGAGCCAUGAGUAGGGUCACUUGGGUUUGUUCCCCUCUUCUCUUCCCUUUGCUGAAAACUGGAGACAUCCUGUGUAAACCUGGUCCUCCUGGCACUGCCAUGGGCGCUUUUGGGGUCUGUAAUAAAGUGGAUGCUUUUCCUCA
This is a messenger RNA of Pogoniulus pusillus (Red-fronted tinkerbird), 2026 nucleotides long. RefSeq names its product testis expressed 264, ER-phagy receptor (gene TEX264). The coding region runs from base 528 to 1508 and encodes 326 amino acids. The transcript has 6 exons. Gene Ontology annotation, biological process: reticulophagy; protein-DNA covalent cross-linking repair. Lineage: Eukaryota; Metazoa; Chordata; Aves; Piciformes; Lybiidae. Gene Ontology annotation, cellular component: endoplasmic reticulum membrane; replication fork; autophagosome membrane. The record is from RefSeq and is a predicted model, not a curated record.